AUGGCGACCUCGUCGACGCAGAUCACCCCCACCGUAGGUAUCCUUUCCAUCGGCGACAUGGGCAUGGGGGUUGCCCGCCUGCUUCGUCAUCACGAUCACACGGUCUACACGGUCGCCAAGGGCAGAAGGCAAGUGGCUCCAGAUCUCCAUCCAGAUGACAUUGAACUCUUUGCUGAGCGGCCAUCAAGCCAGCAUACCCUUGACCGCAUCAAGUCCUCGCAGAUCACCACCUUGGAGUCGGAUGAACAACUCGUGGCCGAAGCCGACAUCAUCCUGAGCAUUGUGCCGCCUCGCGAUGCCAUCGCCACGGCCCGAAGGGCGCUCGAAGCCUGUCGCUCGCAGACCGCCAUCAAGCGGCGCAGUGAGCGACGAGGCACCGCAGCGGUGUCGCAGGCUCCAAGUCUAACGUACAUCGACUUGAACGCCAUCAGCCCCAAAAGCGCCCGAUCCAUCGCCGCCAUGUUCUCGACGCCCGCGUCUCCUGCAUCGCCCCGAAGAGCGUCCAUCUCCCGCACCUUCUCAUUCCACCCGAGAAGGGAAUCUGAGCCCGAACUCGACCCCAUCCCGAUUGACUUCCUCGACGGCGGCAUCAUUGGGGGUCCUCCAUCACUCAGACAGGACCACAGCUGGAAAAAGCCGUCGGUCGUCAUCUCCGGGCCCAAGCAUGCCGAGCUCCUGACUCCGGCGUUCAUCGACCUGUUAAACAUGAAGAUUCUCGGCCCCCAGAUCGGCACGGCCUCGGCCUUGAAGUCCUGCUUCGCCUCCCUGACGAAGGGCAUGACGGCACUGUCCAUCUUAUCCUUCACCACCGCACACACGUGCGGCGUGCUCAAGGAAUUACAGGCCCACUUACAGGAAUUCAGCCCGCAACUGCUCGCAUUCGCCCAGGGGGGCCUGGUGAGCAUGCCGCCCAAGGCGUACCGCUGGGUGGAGGAAAUGCGUCAGAUCAACGAGACUUUCACGGAGGAAGGUGGUUUCACGAGCGCCGUUCUCUCCUCCAACGGCCACAGUAACGGUAACGGCCACGACAACCACCACGGCCAUCAAUCCCCAGACAGCAACGGCAAGCAUGCAGCCGCGGCCGUGUUCGAUGGCAUCGCCGAGGUGUACAACCUGGUCGCGAACGACACGAUGCUGGGCAAAGAACGCGUCGAGCAUCGCAAAAGAGGCACCAGCGCCGAGGACGUGGCCGAAUGCAUGAGGGAUGGCAUUGCGAGGAAGAAAAGAAAGUUAGCUGGCGAGGAGUCCGAACUGGAGGCCGCAUGGAGGGGCAGCUGGGGUGCUUGA
Molecule: messenger RNA, 1287 nt
Organism: Fonsecaea erecta
Lineage: Eukaryota; Fungi; Ascomycota; Eurotiomycetes; Chaetothyriales; Herpotrichiellaceae
Exons: 1
Coding region: 1-1287 (428 amino acids)
Molecular function (GO): oxidoreductase activity
Source: RefSeq, a predicted model, not a curated record